AUGACGAACAAGCACAGAGCCAAUAACUGGAUAGAUGGCCUUCGAGGAGUCGCAGCUCUGGUGGUCGUCACCUACCAUCUCUGCUCGUGCUUUGCAAACUGGCUCAACUCUCCCGCUAUGGAAGAGCACGGCUCAGUCCAUGUGUUCCAGUAUCCCUUCUUGCGCUUGAUCGUGGGAGGCCGCAGCUCAGUUGCGCUUUUCUUCCUGAUCACCGGAUAUGUCAACUCGUACGGCACACGCGAGAGAGUCCGUGACGGCGAUGCCGGUCUGGCACUUGUCGGGUUGUCAAAGACAACAUUCACCCGGACAGCUAAGCUGGUUCUUCCGACGAAUGUCGCAUUGAUCAUCGGCUGGGGCGUCUGCCAACUGAACGGGUACAGCGUGGCAGCACAGGUGGAUUCCUCUUGGAUCCGUGCCGGCGCCGUUGCUCCAGGCCCGACUCUUUGCUCGGCACUCUGGGCCCUGUUCAAGAACUUGACGGUGUUCUGGCACGGAGGAGUUGGGAUAUACGAUCAUACAUAUUGGACGAUCCCGUUCUUCGUGAAGGGCUCGAUGGUCGUGUACCUAACACUUCUGGGUACGGCAUACACACAGACGCGCUGGACAAAAUUGAUCUUGGCUUUCCUGUACAUCUUUGCGUGGUCAGGAGGUCAAUCUCUCGCCGAUAUAAACGUCUAUGCCGGCAUGCUUCUAGCCGAGCUAAGUGUCGAUUACGGCCCUCGCGCUACAUCAGUCAUCUCGCGCGCUUCCUCAAUCUCCAUGAUCAUCUUCGGUCUCUUUAUCGCCUCGUUCCCAGAUGAAAACGUUGACUGGAUGCCUUGGAGCCGCGCCAUUAACAACCUCGCCGUGCUGGUCGUACCCGCCGGCGGCGAAGUCAAUCGCUACGUGAUAUCCGUGGGCACCACCCUGUUCUCCUUUGGCGUCUUUUUCUCACAGGAUGCCCGACAAGUCCUCUCUCAUUCGAUCAUGAACUUCCUCGGCCGCAUCUCCUUCCCUAUAUACUUGAUCCACAAUACGCUGAUUCGCACGAUUCUCACCUGGCUGGUCUACCGUGACUCUGCCAUGAGAGAGGGCCUUCAUCCUGUGAAUGCCGAGGGGAAUCCUAAGUAUCUCAAAAGGGGAGGGAUACUCACUUUUAUUCUUGGCUUGUCGAUAUUCUACGCAGCUCUGUUUUACACCUCUUAUCUGUGGACGAUUUAUGUCGACCCGCCUUGUGGUAGGUUGGUUGCUUGGAUGUCGGAAAAAGCGUUUGGGGAGACUGAGGGGGCUGGAAUAGCUGUGAAGGAAGAGGCGUUGAAGGGUGCUCUCCUGACUUGA
This is a messenger RNA of Penicillium diatomitis, 1317 nucleotides long. RefSeq names its product acyltransferase family protein. Gene Ontology annotation, biological process: polysaccharide biosynthetic process. The record is from RefSeq and is a predicted model, not a curated record. NCBI's taxonomy places the organism in Eukaryota, Fungi, Ascomycota, Eurotiomycetes, Eurotiales, Aspergillaceae. The coding region runs from base 1 to 1317 and encodes 438 amino acids. The transcript has 3 exons. Gene Ontology annotation, cellular component: membrane. Gene Ontology annotation, molecular function: acyltransferase activity, transferring groups other than amino-acyl groups.